CCCCUCCCACUCUUUUUUGUUAUAUAGGAUAAGUUCUGAACGUCGAAAAGAAAAGUCUAGAGAUGCAGCCAGAUCUAGGCGAAGUAAAGAGUCUGAAGUUUUUUAUGAGCUUGCCCAUCAGUUGCCACUUCCCCAUAACGUGAGUUCGCAUCUUGAUAAGGCUUCUGUUAUGAGGCUUACCAUCAGCUAUCUGCGAGUGAGGAAACUUCUGGACGCUGGAGAUUUGGAUAUUGAAGAUGAAAUGAAGGCACAAAUGAAUUGCUUUUAUUUGAAAGCCCUGGAUGGUUUUGUUAUGGUUCUCACAGAUGAUGGUGAUAUGAUUUACAUUUCUGAUAAUGUGAACAAAUACAUGGGAUUAACUCAGUUUGAACUAACUGGACACAGUGUGUUUGAUUUUACUCAUCCGUGUGACCAUGAGGAAAUGAGAGAAAUGCUUACACACAGAAAUGGCCUUGUGAAAAAGGGUAAAGAGCAAAAUACACAGCGAAGCUUUUUUCUCAGAAUGAAGUGUACCCUAACCAGCCGGGGCAGAACUAUGAACAUAAAGUCUGCAACAUGGAAGGUACUUCACUGCACAGGACAUAUUCACGUGUAUGAUACCAACGGUGAUCAGUCUCAGUGUGGGUAUAAGAAACCACCCAUGACGUGCUUGGUGCUGAUUUGUGAACCCAUUCCUCAUCCAUCAAAUAUUGAAAUUCCGUUAGAUAGCAAGACUUUUCUCAGUCGUCACAGUCUGGAUAUGAAAUUUUCUUAUUGUGAUGAAAGAAUUACCGAAUUGAUGGGAUAUGAACCUGAAGAACUUUUGGGCCGCUCGAUUUAUGAAUAUUAUCAUGCUUUGGACUCUGAUCAUCUGACCAAAACUCAUCAUGAUAUGUUUACUAAAGGACAAGUCACCACAGGACAGUACAGGAUGCUUGCCAAAAGAGGUGGAUACGUCUGGGUUGAAACUCAAGCAACUGUCAUAUAUAACACUAAGAACUCUCAACCACAAUGCAUUGUAUGUGUAAAUUUUGUUGUGAGUGGUAUUAUUCAGCACGACUUGAUCUUCUCCCUUCAACAAACCGAAUGUGUCCUCAAACCAGUUGAAUCUUCAGAUACGAAAAUGACUCAGCUAUUCACCAAAGUUGAAUCAGAAGAUACAAGUAGCCUCUUUGAUAAACUUAAGAAGGAGCCUGACGCUUUAACUUUGCUGGCCCCAGCUGCUGGAGACACAAUCAUAUCUUUAGAUUUUGGCAGCAAUGACACAGAAACUGAUGACCAACAACUUGAGGAAGUUCCAUUGUAUAAUGAUGUAAUGCUCCCCUCAUCUAAUGAAAAAUUACAGAGUAUAAAUUUGGCAAUGUCUCCAUUACCUGCCUCUGAAACUCCAGAGCCACUUCGAAGUAGUGCCGAUCCUGCACUCAAUCAGGAAGUUGCAUUAAAAUUAGAACCAAAUCCAGAGUCCUUGGAACUUUCUUUUACCAUGCCCCAGAUUCAAGAUCAGCCAGCUAGUCCUUCUGAUGGAAGCACUAGACAGAGUUCACCUGAGCCUACCAGUCCCAGUGAAUAUUGUUUUGAUGUGGAUAGCGAUAUGGUCAAUGAAUUCAAGUUGGAAUUGGUUGAGAAACUUUUUGCUGAAGACACAGAAGCAAAGAACCCAUUUUCCACUCAGGACACUGAUUUAGACUUGGAGAUGUUAGCUCCUUAUAUCCCAAUGGAUGAUGACUUCCAGUUACGUUCCUUCGAUCAGUUGUCACCACUGGAAAGCAGUUCUACAAGCCCUCAGAGUGCGAGCACAACUGCAGUAUUCCAGCCAACUCAAAUGCCAGAACCAGCUAUUACCACCACCACUACCACUGCCACCACUGAUGAGUUAAAAACACUGACGAAAGAUGGUAUGGAAGACAUUAAAAUAUUGAUUGCAUCUCCAUCUCCUACCCACGUACCUAAAGAAGCUACUAGUACCACAACAUCACCAUAUAGUGGUACUCGAAAUCGGACAGCCUCACCAAACAGAGCAGGAAAAGGAGUUAUAGAACAGACAGAAAAAUCUCAUCCAAGAAGCCCUAAUGUGUUAUCUAUCACUUUGAGUCAAAGAACUGUUCCUGAGGAAGAAAUAAAUCCAAAGAUACUAGCUUUGCAGAAUGCUCAAAGAAAACGAAAAAUAGAACAUGAUGGUUCACUUUUUCAAGCAGUAGGAAUUGGAACAUUGUUACAGCAGCCAGACGAUCAAGCAACUACUACAUCACUUUCUUGGAAACGUGUGAAAGGAUGCAGAUCUAGUGAUCAGAAUGGAAUGGAGCAAAAGACUAUUAUUUUAAUACCCUCUGAUUUAGCAUGUAGAUUGCUGGGGCAAUCAAUGGAUGAGAGUGGAUUACCACAGCUGACGAGUUAUGAUUGUGAAGUUAAUGCUCCUAUUCAAGGCAGCAGAAACCUACUGCAGGGUGAAGAAUUACUCAGAGCAUUGGAUCAAGUUAACUGAGCUUUUUCAUAAUCUCAUUCCUUUUUUUGGACACUGGUGGCUCAUUACCUAAAGCAGUCUAUUUAUAUUUUCUAUAUCUAUCUAAUUUUAGAAGCCUGGCUACAAUACUGCACAAACUGUUUGUUCAAUUUUGAUCCCCUUUUUACUUAAUUUACAUUAAUGCCAGAUCAGAGACAGCACAUUUUCACAGUUCUUUGAUAUUUAAACCAUUGCAUUGCAGUAGCAUCAUUUUUAAAAUGCACCUUUUUAUUUAUUUAUUUUGGGCUAGGGAGUUUAUCCCUUAUCGAAUUAUUUUUAAUAAGAUGCCAAUAUAAUCUUUUUAAGAAGGCAGUAACCUUUCAUCAUGAUCAGCUUGAAUAAUUUUUACUCAGUUUUUUCACAUUUUACAUAAACAAUAGUGAUUUGCCAGCAGUACAUGGUAGCCACAAUUGCACAAUAUAUUUUCUUAAAAAAUACCAGCAGUUACUCAUGCAAUAUAUUCUGCAUUUAUAAAACUAGUUUUUAAGAAGAACUUUUUUUUGGCCUAUGAAAUUGUUAAACCUGGAACAUGACAUUGUUAAUCAUAUAAUGAUUCUUAAAUGCUUGUAUGGUUUAUUAUUAAAUGGGUAAAGCCAUUUACAUGAUAUAGAAAGAUGCAUAUAUCUGGAAGGUAUGUGGCAUUUAUUUGGAUAAAAUUCUCAAUUCAGAGAAAUGAACUUGAUGUUUCUAUAGUAACUUUGCCAGCUCAAAAGAAAACAAUACCCUAUAUGUAGUUGUGGAAAUUUAUGCUAAUAUUGUGUAAUUGAUAUUAAACCUAAAUGUUCUGCCCACCCUGUUGAUAUAAAGAUGUUUUGAGCAGAUUGUGAAUAAACAAACAAAAUCAUGCUUUGUUAGCAAAAUUACCUAGUAUGUUAAUUUGCUCAAAAUUUGAUGUUUGGUUUUAUGCACUUUGUCGCAAUUAACAUCCUUCUGUUUUCAUAUAGAUUUCAAUAAUUGAGUGAUUUUAGAAGUAUUAUUUUAGAAAUAUAUAGUCACAGUAAAUAUCUUGUUUUUCUAUGUGCAUUGUACAAAUUUUUCAUUCCUUUUGCUCUUUGUGGUUGGAUCUAACACUAACUGUAUUGUUUUGUUACUUUAAAUAAACAUCUUCUGUGGACCAGGC
Molecule: messenger RNA, 3599 nt
Organism: Miniopterus natalensis
Lineage: Eukaryota; Metazoa; Chordata; Mammalia; Chiroptera; Miniopteridae
Source: RefSeq, a predicted model, not a curated record